AUGAUGGUGCCUUUCAAAGAAUCCGGCCAUGCUCUGCUUCUCCUCCUAACAACGGUACUAAUUCUGGGAUCCUUUGCCGCUAACUAUGAGGACUUUCUCAUGAAGCACUAUGACAAUCCGAAGAGCAGUGUUGGAAACCGCUACUGCAAUGCCAUGAUGCAAAGACGGGGGAUGACCAGACCCAAAUGCAAGCAGGUCAAUAGCUUUAUACAUGACACCAAGGCUGACAUCAUUGCUGUGUGUGCUGAAAAAGGGGUGCCUUAUGGGAAUGAACUGCGGUGUAGCAUGAGGCUAUUUCGGGUCACCACUUGCAGUUUGAAAGGUUCUGGCAUGCGGCCACCUUGUGACUACAGAGAAACUAGUUCACCCAAAAAAAUAGUCAUCAUGUGCGUGUAUGGAAAACCUGUACGCUAUGAGGAAGGCAUUGCAGUAUUCCAAAAUGAAGAUGCCGCAAUGACGAAUGUGCAGGAAGAUGAAUGA
Molecule: messenger RNA, 480 nt
Organism: Candoia aspera
Lineage: Eukaryota; Metazoa; Chordata; Lepidosauria; Squamata; Candoiidae
Product: ribonuclease-like
Exons: 1
Coding region: 1-480 (159 amino acids)
Biological process (GO): defense response to Gram-positive bacterium
Molecular function (GO): RNA nuclease activity; nucleic acid binding
Source: RefSeq, a predicted model, not a curated record